Trichomonas vaginalis G3 is the source of this 3165-nucleotide messenger RNA. Its product is annotated as negative regulation of histone ubiquitination. Lineage: Eukaryota; Parabasalia; Trichomonadida; Trichomonadidae. The record is from RefSeq and is a predicted model, not a curated record. Gene Ontology annotation, molecular function: ubiquitin protein ligase activity. Gene Ontology annotation, biological process: proteasome-mediated ubiquitin-dependent protein catabolic process; protein polyubiquitination. The transcript has a single exon. Bases 1 to 3165 code for a protein of 1054 amino acids.
AUGGAAGGUCCCCAAAUUAUUAAUUUGUUAUUAACCGGGACUAACCACUAUGAAAUACUAGAAAACGUGAAUCUUAUGCUAUUAGAUCCACAAUCUGCUCAAAUUGCGUUCAGGAAUUGCCAACCUGAGGCAAUUUUUACAAUUUUAUAUCAAAACAUAUCAUCAAAAGUAUACAAUGACAAUUGUGUUCAACUAGCAAUCCGAAUUAUUUCAAAUGUAAUUCAAAAUUUAACAUCUUCGAUAUCGUUUUUUAAGGAUUCAUCACAUAUAAUUGAUACCAUUAAUUUAUUUCUAGAAACAAAAUCUUCUGAGCUUAGAAUCGAUAUAGCACAAAUAUUAGAAAUCAUAUCUAUCCGAAUUCCAUAUGCUUUAUGCUCGCUUGCUCAAAGAUAUUUACAAACAUUUGUAGAGCAACUAAUGACACCAGAUGAAAACCUAGUUCAUAAGUCAAUUACUCGAGUUAUCAAAAAUAUUUUAAAUUUUAAUCAAUAUUCAUUAAAUUUCAGUGAUAGUACGUUUAUAUUGCUUGUUAAUUAUACAAACCAAAACAUAGAAGGCGAAGUAAGAGCGAAUUUAGUUUCAAUCUUAAAAAUAAUUGCAAAAAAGGAUAGAUUCACAACAGAAUCAUAUAACAAACUAAUUUACAUGAUCAGAAAAACUAAUGAUUCAUUACUUAUUCAAAAUAUGAUCAAAUAUUUAAAAUACCAGCUUAAAAUCAACCAAGAACAAUUUAUUAAUAUCAAAUUCCCAUAUAAAGAGUUACUGAUAGAUAAUGCGAUGUUAAGUAAAUCAUCAGAUAUUCAAAAAUCCGUAAUUCAAUUUAUUAAUUGGAUUUUAGAAAUUCCUCUAGACAAAUUAAGCACAAUAAAUGACAAAAUACGUGAAAUACAAAAUGUUCUUAUGCAUGUUCUUUGCUACAACCCUUUACAUCCUUUAAUAACUUUUAAAACUUUAGGAAUGACCCUUCAAAUAAGACUUUUAGAUAUAUCAAAAGAGUUCAUUGCUGCUCUUUAUAACUAUUCCAACUAUAUUCCUUAUUGUGGCUUCGUUGCUUACAUAUGUCAUUGGUGUUACACGAAUCCAGAGAUUUAUUAUAGUUGUAUUUACAUAAAUGCAAUGAAUACAUACUUUUCAGGACCAACUCCGGUCGGAUCUCUCAAGAUUUCCCAGGAAACAAUUAAUUUAUUCUCAAAACAGCCAAAAGUAGAUGUUCCUGAUACUCUAAAUGAGAUAUAUGAACUAUUUAGAGAUAGAAAAGUACAUUCUGCUUCAUUUAUGUACAAAGAUUUUCUAAAUAAGUCAAUUAAUCUCGUUAAAACCGAUAAUUCUUUCACAAAUUACAAAGAAUUCUCUAAUCUACUGUUAGAAUUACUUGGUUAUGUUUGUUUUGAUCGCGUAUCGAUGUGGGAAAUUAAUUCAUAUCAAUUUUUAGAAUUUUUGUCCACAGAAAGGUCAGCAAUCUACAAAUCUGAUGAUGGCGGACUAUGGGAGAUAUCUUAUAAGCCAUAUGAAUCUUGUUUGACCAUAUUUGGCAAAGUAAUAAAUUAUUUACAACCAAUGACAGAAGAAGAAAAGAGAAAAAUCAUUGGCAGCAAGAUUUGGAGCACUCUUAGAUACGAAAACGUCGAAGACAUGCAAAAUGGUUUACAAAGAUUCAUUCAAGCUUUGGUUGAUGCAAAACCGUUGUCACUUUUUGUAAAUAACAAAUUGAUUUACAAUGUUUUUACGACAUACAUGGUAGAUGUAUUAAUGGACCAAUCUAAAUCACCUCUUGAAAUGGAAACAACAAGAAUUAACUUUAAUUUACAAAAAGAGUCAAAAAGUGACAUGACAGAAAUUACAAAUGUCACUUUUUACGAAAAAAUAAAUCCAAAUUUACAAAAUUUAUUGGAUUUAUUAAAAAUAAUAAAUGAAAAGGAGAAAAUUCAACAAAAUGAAAAAGUUGAAGAAUUUGUUCGAAAAGUAGAAAAUCAAAUGAAAUUUGUUGGUCAUACAAUACCGAAAUUUAACAGUUCUAUCAACAUUGUUUAUAAUUAUUCAUUUUUGUUUCCGUUGAAUUUAAGAUUAUUAGUAUUAAGAUUAAUUUUGAAUCAACCAUUUGACAAAUUAGUUUCGUUUAAUAACUAUUACAAAAUGACUGAUAACCAGAAUAUUUUUGUCCUUGAUUCCGCUUUGAAAAUGGUUUUUGAAAGAAAUAAUUUAUUUCAAAAAGUCAAAGAAAUAAGUUUUUUGUUUGAAAAUCCUCUUCCUAUUGAUAUACAGUUCGAAGGAGAACAAGGAUCGGGAAGAGGACCGACAAAAGAGUUCUUCCAAGUGUUCUUCAAAGAAAUUGCACUUUCAAAACAAUUUAGAAUGAUAAAAAGCGGUUAUUUCCCGUCACCUUUUUCUGAUAGUGAUGAAUUUUAUUUGAUUGGAGUUUUUUCGGCGAAAAUGAUUCUUAUGGAUUCGAUUUGCGGUUUGACAUUGUCAAAAUUCUUCUUGAAAAUGGUUUUUGAUGAAAACGUGACAAUUUCUGACACUGAUUCUGACAUUUUAGAAAAUUUGUCUAACAAAGAUUAUUAUUUAGGUCUUGAUGUUCCUUAUUGUUUCCCGGGAAUUAUGGACGCUAAAUUGAAUGAGAAAUAUGAAAUUAUUACUUCAGAAAACAUAGAUGAUUAUGUAAAUGAUGUUAAAUCACAUAUUUUGUCACAGAAUGUUUUGGAUUCUGUUCAAAAAUUCAAAGAAGGAUUUUGCAAAGUUUUCGACAUCCAAAUCAUGAAAAAUUUGUUUUCUGCUGAAGAAUUUUCAGAUAUUUUAUGUGGAGAAGAAACACAACAAAUCACUACAGACAAAUUGAAUCAAUAUUGUAUUGUUGAACUUGGAUAUUCCAAAGAAUCAAAUCAGUUCAAAUGGCUUUGUGAAUUUGUUGAAAGCUUGAAAGAAAAAACUAAAUUAUUUGUUAAAUUUGUUACAGGGAAUGAUUUACUUCCUAUUGGAGGUAUUUCUGCAUUAAAUCCGCAGAUCAGAGUCAUCAAAAUGGAUGAAGAUAUUCCAGAUAAAUACUUCCCAAGUGCUUCAACAUGUUCUAACUUGUUGAAGAUUCCAGAAUACUCUUCAAAAGAAGUUUUCUUUGCGAAAAUGAUGGAUGCAUUAUAUAUGGGAAAUGAAAGAUUUGAUUUAGUAUAA